UUACUUCCGUGUGAAAUGUAUGAAUGACUCCAACAUCCCUGUGUAGUUCUUGCUAACCAGUAGGAGCAACAGCAUCUCAGUGGAGCUGGUUCACCGACAGCUACUGCUGCCAUUAAGUGACUCCAAAUGGAUUAUACUGCAACUCAAAGCGGGUUCAGACAGCGUAAGUUACAGCCAAAUAUGCGUCUCAGGAAUAACUCGCCGGAUGGUUCAGAAGGCAACCAGCUGUUUGAGGAUACAAGUGGGGCUGCACCUGGACCAAACACAGGGUACAGUAACCAGCAGGCCGGGCCUCAGGCAGCAGGGUUUACUGGUGAGGCCUUCCUGUCAGACCCCAUGUCUAACCUGGCCAUGGCAUAUGGCAGCUCACUGGCCUCCCAGGGAAGGGAAAUGGUGGACAAGAAUCUGGACAGGUUCAUCCCAAUUUCCAAGCUGAAAUAUUACUUUGCUGUGGAUACAGUGUACGUGGGGAAGAAGCUGGGCCUUCUAGUUUUCCCUUACAUGCAUGAGAACUGGGAGGUGAGCUACCAGCAAGACACUCCUGUGGCUCCACGCUUUGAUGUAAACGCUCCUGAUCUCUACAUUCCCGCCAUGGGCUUCAUCACAUAUGUCCUGGUGGCUGGACUGGCCCUCGGCACACAGAACAGGUUUUCUCCGGAGCUGCUGGGAGUUCAGGCCAGCUCAGCGUUGGUCUGGCUGAUUAUGGAAGUCCUGGCAGUCCUGCUGUCACUCUACCUUGUGACUGUUAACACCGACCUCACAACCAUAGACCUUCUGGCUUUUUCUGGCUACAAAUAUGUUGGGAUGAUCGUAGGAGUAGUAGCAGGCCUGUUGUUUGGGAGGCCAGCAUAUUAUCUCUCUCUACUGUGGUGCUGUGCUGCCAUCUUUGUCUUUAUGAUUCGCACCCUGCGUCUGAAGCUGUUAUCUGAGGCGGCGGCGGAGGGGAGGCUAGUCCGAGGAGCCAGAAACCAGCUGAGGAUGUACCUCACCAUGUCUAUAGCAGCUGCACAGCCCAUCUUCAUGUACUGGCUCACCUACCACCUCAUCAGAUAAAACCUGGAACACGCACUCAUUUUGUUGAAAAUUAACUCUGCUGGCCCCUUAAAAACACAUACUCACACACACGUACAUCAGAAAAGCUGGACUUGGAUACAACGGCCGCAGUUGUCUGAAACAUAUCUCACCACUUCCAGGAGAUAAAGACAGGACACACUCAAGACUCACUCCGUGUAUUCAUGGAGCAAAACAACACAUGCUACAAGAUGAUUAGGAGAGGAUGUGAGGCGGUAUUGCCUGACCUCUCACAGCACAGCCCCGUGUCAUUAGUGUUGCCUUGUUUUUGUUUUUGUUUUGUUUUUUGUAUGUAUGUAAUGUCAAACAUAUGUAGCAACAGCAAGUGGCUUUAAGUUGUUUUUCUAUAUUUUGUAAUUAUUUGUUAAUUAUGUUUUUUAGGAAUAUUUAAGUGUAUGUGUGUACAGCAGAAGAAUUAUUGUCGAUGUUGCUCUGGUCUGAUAUCUCGUGAUUGUUUUUCAGAGCCAACUUUAAAGAAAGCACACUCGCCUCUACACCGUCCAUUUAAUGACGACAAAGAACUCAAAUUCAGGUUGAAAAGCGAUCAACUGGCUCUGUUUCAGUGUUUGACUAAUGUUUAUUUCAUGGCUGGGAGGAAUACCUGUUCUGUCGUUGGUGGAUCUGGAAACAAGGGUUGUCUAACUGUAAGUGUGGGUGUAGCACCAACACCUCUUUUAUCUGUUUAAUCUUUUUGUAUGUGCUUUGAUACAUGUAUGAGCUUUGCUGCCUGACUUGAAUAGAAAUAAUAACUGUGUUUAAGCCACGAUAUGGGGAUUUAGAUCCUGUGAUGAAUUGUUGACUUUGAUAUCCUUUUUAAAAAAUAAUUAAAUUAUUUACUGCUUUUCAUAUUGAAAGUCGGAUGGAAUAAAGGAAGGGAAGUGAUGGUCUGUUCUGUGAAAAUUGUUUAAGUCCCCUUUGAGAUACUUGAAAUAUUUGUCAAAAAUACUUUCUUGGGCUUCAAUGUGCUUGUAAAUUAUCUAGUGUCCCCAUGUCCCAAUUUUUUAAUGUAGCCAAUGUUAACUCAAAUGAAGCUUCACAUUUUGCCUAAUUAAUUCACUUAACUAUUCACAAUUCAUCGUUUUUUCUCUCAACUGAAACUUAUGCUUAUUGAUGAAUGUUUAAGCACUGAUUUCAGUCAACUGAGAUGCCAAUGCAACCUUUUCCCAAAUACUUUGACAAAAUUUGACAAUUUUAAGAUUUUAUAACACAGCAGGUCAUUUACUUUUUCCUUGUUGAUAGAUUUAUCAUGGAUGGAUCUCAAUUUUGACUGUCUAAGUAGGCUGAAAGCAAACGGAACAAAUAAAACCAAGCCACUGAAAUGAUAUGACGACUGUUAAAUAAAGUCUGACUGAUGGAGAUAA
Centropristis striata (black sea bass) is the source of this 2432-nucleotide messenger RNA. It is a transcript of the gene yif1b, whose product is annotated as Yip1 interacting factor homolog B (S. cerevisiae). Gene Ontology annotation, cellular component: Golgi membrane; COPII-coated ER to Golgi transport vesicle; endoplasmic reticulum membrane. The transcript is spliced from 8 exons. Bases 127 to 1053 code for a protein of 308 amino acids. The record is from RefSeq and is a predicted model, not a curated record. Gene Ontology annotation, biological process: endoplasmic reticulum to Golgi vesicle-mediated transport. Lineage: Eukaryota; Metazoa; Chordata; Actinopteri; Perciformes; Serranidae.